GGACCUCCUCCUCCCUCCUCACUUUUGGAACUCCUCUUCUUUCACGAUUCACGAUGGCCAUGAGCUGACGACUUCCCCCGUACACACGCGUCAAUUCGCGCACUCUACGCAUCAGAGCGCUGUAGACAGCAGCACCCGGCGCCGCCAUGAGCGACGACGAACCCGCCCGGCCAUCACUCCUUCUGGCCCGGCACGACAUGGCUCAUCGAGAGCAUCAACAUCUCCAGCACCAUCACCACUACUAUCUCCACAGGAGACAGGCCGCCGCAUCACCGUCACCGUCACCGUCAUCAUCGUCAUCGUCAUCCACGGUGACCGAGGUCAUCCAGACUGUGUCCAUCAUCCAGCAGGUCAAUGUCGUCCCCACGGGCAAUACCUACUCCCUACAGACGCUCCCCGAUACGACCGAAAGUCCAUCGCCCGCGCCAACUGAUCCCUUUUUGUCUGCGAUCCUAACGCCUGUGGCCCCGGAGAUCACCAGUUCGACGCCGCUGCCCUCAUCUGCGACACCAGGACCAGACUCGUCCGUUCAAACAACACUCUCUUUGAUUCCCAGUCCGAGCACACCAAUUGCGCUGACAUCCACUCCUUCGAUACCCACAACCUUCUCUUCACUCAGCGUUAACGCUAAUUCAACCAGUUUAAUUUCAAGCUCAGGUGGCUUAUCCAAUGCCUUUUCCAACUCGACCAUCUCUUCAUCGAGAUCCUCGGUCACCUACUUAAGAUCUACUAGCAGCUCCUCUUCUAGUGGCUCCUCGACCAAAUCAACAUCCGCAUCAACAUCGUCCUCGUCGUCCUUCUCUUCCUCCUCUUCCUCCUCUUCCUCAACCUUCUUGUCUCAGUCCUCGUCGUCUUCGUAUUCGUAUUCGUACUUUCCAGAUUCCUCAUCCGGUGCAUACGUCCAAGCGACAGCGACUAGUGGGGCAGGGAUUAUCGCUGGGGGAGCGGGAACCACCUCUGCUACUGGAGCCUCCGACACAACAACUUCUACAAGCGGUUCUGACACGGGUAGAGCCGCAGCAACCCCGACUCCCGUUGUUGUGGGCAGUGUCGUGGGAAGUGUUGCUGGCGCAAGCCUUAUAAUACUCGCUUUACUUUUUAUCUUGAAGUGGUGGAAGCAGAAACAGAAUAGGAUGCCUCUGGGGGAUGGCGGAGCAACUGGGAAUCGUACGGUUACUGGGGGAGCGCCCUCUGGGCCGUCCGGGGGGAUGGUGGAACGACGAUCUUUGAUCCACGCCGUUCCUGCUGCCCUGGCCAGCCUGACGGGAUAUAAGAGGCCAUCUCAGAAUGCAGAAACGAACCGAGAUGUAACGCCUGCGGCUACUGGCGAGCGAGGCUUCUAUAGGGUCUCUGGAAGGAAGCUACCCUCGGUCCUACGGACGGGCGGAGAUGGCUAUGGAGAUGAUGGAAAUACACUGAUUGCGGCGUCAUUCUUCCGAGAUUCGCAAGCCUCCUAUGGUGGGACUUCAAGCCCCCCCUCGUCACCUGGACACCCAUCAAGGAAACGAGACAGUGGGAUACCUGUUAUACGGCCCAGCCCAGCAAGAACACCCGUUACACAGCAAGGCCCAUUCACAAUGAAUCCGCCCCCACUAAAUGUACCACCACGACGGCCCGGUCUUGGACGCUCUCAGCCUUCGCAUGAUUCACAUACGUCGAGGUUUACCGAAGAAGUCUGAAAGGCGGUUUUUCUUAAAACGAUAUGCCUGGUGCUCCGGUCCGGGCCUCUCCGAUUUGGAUGACGACGAAUCCGAUUUCACUUGCCUAUUGAUAUUGUAGAUUUCAGCGAUGUGCAGCGCGCACCUUUGUGCUUUCGUUUAGCAUUUGUCUGGCGUUUUGUUCCUUUGGAGAUUUGAUACCUUUGAGCGCUGGGAAAAGCUGGUCUCUCAUAUUGCGAUGCCACAUGGGCGAAGUCUCCGGCUGCACCUGGAACUCGGACUGGACCAGCGACGGGACUGGGAAAGGGCUGAUCCUUUGUCAUGGGUCAGGUGUCGUGGCUGGUUACCUUGAUACGUGUUGGUCUGUGUCACUUUGUAUAUUACAGUACAGUACAGUACUCGAUCAGGCUCUCGAGAUCCCGAUCAGAUGAGCACGGAUAAGCGACAAUGUCAAUGUAUUGCGUGUUUGU
Amorphotheca resinae ATCC 22711 is the source of this 2128-nucleotide messenger RNA. RefSeq lists its product as hypothetical. NCBI's taxonomy places the organism in Eukaryota, Fungi, Ascomycota, Leotiomycetes, Helotiales, Amorphothecaceae. The coding region runs from base 147 to 1679 and encodes 510 amino acids. The record is from RefSeq and is a predicted model, not a curated record. The transcript has 2 exons.